AUGCAAGAAGGUUCCACAGAAGAGCUCCACAGCAGCCAACCAUGUGAGAGCAAACUAAACGAGCAUGCUGGACUACUGAUCAACAGAAGCAGAAAGACAAUGGUGACAGGAGGUGGAGGCUACCUGGGAUACAAUCUGGGAUGUGCUCUUGUUAGGUCAGGAAUUGCUGUCGUUCUGUUUGAUGUACGGAAACCUAGAUGGGAAAUUCCAAAUGGAGCAGAUUUUUUCAAGGGUGAUGUGAGGGAUUAUGAUGCAGUGUUCAAAGCAUGUGAAGGGGUUGACUGUGUUUUUCAUGUGGCUGCAUGUGGAAUGUCAGGAUUAGAACAACUUCAAAAGAAAGACCAGAUUGAAUCCAUAAAUGUCGGAGGCACAAAAAUAAUAAUUGAUGUCUGCAAACAAAGAAAUAUCUCUAGACUGAUAUACACCAGUACAGUGAAUGUGGUAUUUGGAGGGAAUCCUAUUGAAGAAGGAGAUGAAGAAACUGUGCCGUAUUUUCCACUGGAAAAGCAAUUUAAUCAUUAUUCUAGAACAAAGGCAAUUGCAGACCAAAUGGUUCUUGCUGCUAAUGGAACUUUACUCAAAGGAGGUGGUAAGCUCCAUACUUGUGUGCUUCGUCCACCAGGCAUAUAUGGACCAGAAGAGCAGCGCCACAUGCCACGAGUAGCUGCAAAUAUCCAGCGGAGACUAUUUAACAUCACGUUUGGGAAUCACAAAGUUCAGAUGAACUGGGUUCACAUAGGAAAUCUAGUACAAGCUCACUUACUAGCUGCUGAGGCUCUCACCUCUGAGAAGGGUUAUGUAGCUAGUGGUCAGGCGUAUUACAUACAUGAUGGUGAAAACGUGACAUUUUCUGAAUGGAUAGUCCCUUUAUUUGAAAAAUUAGGCUACAGGAAACCCUGGAUACACAUUCCUGUUCUCCUGGCUCAUAUAGCAGCCACCGUGAUGGAAUAUUUGCACCUGAUACUAAAGCCAGUUUUUAGCUUUACACCUUUCUUGACAAGGAAUGAGGUGUGGGACGUUACUGUAACUCACACUUUCCGAAUAGACAAGGCACGAAAUCAACUUGGUUACAAACCAAAGAAAUUCUCAUUCGCUGAUUCUGUGGAUCAUUAUCUUAAAACAAGACCUACUUGCCAAGAAGAUCACAAUUUCCUUAAAAUGGUGUUUGCUUUUGGCAUUUUGUUAAGUUUGAUCAUUCUUUCUUUCUUCUAA
Molecule: messenger RNA, 1212 nt
Organism: Haliaeetus leucocephalus (bald eagle)
Lineage: Eukaryota; Metazoa; Chordata; Aves; Accipitriformes; Accipitridae
Product: putative short-chain dehydrogenase/reductase family 42E member 2
Exons: 11
Coding region: 1-1212 (403 amino acids)
Biological process (GO): steroid biosynthetic process
Molecular function (GO): 3-beta-hydroxy-Delta5-steroid dehydrogenase (NAD+) activity
Source: RefSeq, a predicted model, not a curated record